This is a messenger RNA of Dreissena polymorpha, 678 nucleotides long. Its product is annotated as BTB/POZ domain-containing protein KCTD7-like. Gene Ontology annotation, biological process: protein homooligomerization. Bases 158 to 499 code for a protein of 113 amino acids. Lineage: Eukaryota; Metazoa; Mollusca; Bivalvia; Myida; Dreissenidae. The transcript is spliced from 3 exons. The record is from RefSeq and is a predicted model, not a curated record.
AAUCAGUGGUAUGUUUGUUUUCAUAAUGAGAAGAUAAAUUAAAACACGAUAGAGGCAAACGCGUGCUUGUAAGCUUUGCAUUUAUUCAUAUCAGUCAAAUUUAAUCUUCACUUCGGUAUAACGAUCCGAUAUAAGCGGCUUUGGAAAGUAUACGAAUAUGGACAAAAGGGCCAGGAACUUAAAGCCAGGGGAGCCAGGUCCAAGAUUGUAUGAAGAAAGAACACAGUUCCCAAAUGUCAUCGAUUUAAAUGUUGACGGUCGAUAUGUAACAACAAAAUUGUCCACACUGACCAAAUACCCUAGAAAAAUGUUGGCUUCAAUGUUUAGCGGACGUCAAGAGAUUGACAAAGACAAGGAUGGAAGAUACGUGAUCGACUGCGAUAGUAAGAUAUUUGGUCAUAUUCUGGAGUUCCUUAGAUUCGAAAGUCUGCCAUAUGGCAACGUGGUUGACGCGGUUCUUGAGUAUUUGGAAUUCUUCGGAUUACGAGCUGUCAGAUAAAAUACGUAAACCACGUGCCGAUGAUGACCAAUCUACUGGUGUGAACUGGUAGUUACCUGGAACCGGUACCCAGUAAAAUGUAUGACCGAAUAUACUGAAAAUAUGAAAUCUUAACAACUUUUUUCAAGUAAUGUUAUAUACCAGUCGUGAUAUUGUAAUCAAUAUAAACUAAUAAUAGU